Molecule: messenger RNA, 2472 nt
Organism: Xenopus laevis (African clawed frog)
Lineage: Eukaryota; Metazoa; Chordata; Amphibia; Anura; Pipidae
Product: protein kinase C delta type
Exons: 7
Coding region: 118-981 (287 amino acids)
Source: RefSeq, a predicted model, not a curated record
AAAAGUGGCCUAUGGUGAAAUCCAGCCAUGGAUCAUAGAAGUGACCUUCUAACAUUUUAUUUCUUAUUCUGCCUUUUUUAGGUAUGGUUGGUAUCUUUUCCUAACAGGAGCCAACAUAUGGCCAUCAAGGUCAUCAAGAAGAGCGACAAGACCAACAUGUCCGACAUCAUCACUGAGGCCCGGGUACUGAAGACGGCUGCUGGAUGCCCCUACCUUUGCCAAGGUCAUGGAUCAUUCCAAACACAGCGGCAUGCUCUGCUCGCUAUGGAGUAUGUCAGUGGAGGGACCCUAAGAAAUGUCAUCAAGAAUGCCGGCCAGCUGGAGAAGGACUUAGUAACAUUCUACGCAGCAGAACUGGUGUGCGGCCUCCAGUUUCUCCACUCUAAAGGGAUUAUUCAUCGGGAUCUUAAACCAGCUAAUGUCCUGGUAACCAACGAGGGACAUAUAAAGAUCGUCGACUUUGGUUUGGCAGCUGAGGGCGUGUUUGGAAAGAAAAAAAUCAAAGGCGCAAAAGGAACACUGCCCUUUAUGGCCCCAGAGGUGUUACAAGAGAAGAGAUAUAAUAGAGGAGUAGACUGGUGGGCAUUAGGGAUCAUCGUAUCUAAAAUGGCAUGUGGGACCUCACCAUUCAUAGAGUACGGCAACAGUACAGAAUGCCGUUUGUCGAUUCUUCUUGAACAGCCAUGCAUUCUGAUAAGGUUCAGCCCCGAAUUGCAAGAUCUCCUGCGAAUGCUCCUGAAGAAAAAUCCGAAAGAACGACUGGGCUGCAAUGGAAAUAUUCGGGAACACCCAUUUUUUAAUGCCAUUGAUUGGGUGCAAAUAGAAAACCGGACUCUACCACCUCCUUCCCAGCCAAAAGCAUUGUCACCUGUGGAUUUUAAGAAGACAUGUGAGGAGCCACCAUCAUUCUUGGAGUCCCUGAAACAUACUAUCACAUCAGGUGAUCUGGUAUCUCUUCAAGAUAUGGCAUGUCUGGAUUAAAUUUCACAGGUUCCAGCCAUUUCUAGACCUUUUGGCACUGAUGGUGAUCUUAUACCCUACCAUCGUCCCCAUGCCACAACAAACAUCAGGCCCCAUUAUCAAUUCCAUGACUUCCAGUCUUCUGUCCUCAUUAUAUCUCUUUCAUCUUAAUUUUGGCCUACCGGAGGUUCCAUCAGUUGCCAUCUGCCCCAGGGUUUGGCCCUUGAUAUAAAACUCUGCCUUUGGCGUUUUUUUAUUCAUCCCUGCUUCUGCCAUCACCCUCUUCUAACACUUGCCAAUAGUCAUUACCAUCAGCCUUUGUCCCCCACACCAAUGGUCUAUCACUCACCAUUUCCAUUAUUCCCUGGCUAAAUCAUCACCACCUAUCAAUGGUCCAUCCAUUUUAUCGGCUCCUCACCUCUAGCCCUAUUAUCUAUACUAGUGUCAUUCACCGUCAGCUCCUACUAUUGGGUCCUGUAUCACCAUGAAUCCAGCAUCACCAUUGGUCCUAAAACCUUUGCACCCAGGGGUGAUUCUGCCCUCACUUCCACCCUGAGGCAGCCUACCCGAUGCCACCCCUUUUAACCAGCGUGGUUACCUUUUAACCAGGUAGAAGUGGGCUGCAUCAUUGUGCAGAGAAAUUUCUCACUCUCCACUGAAAUAGUAUUAAUUCCCCUUUAAAAAAGAUAAAGUUGACACUUAAGGGUACUAGGAACAACUUUUUGCCUCCCCUGUAACCCAUAGGCAUUACUGUCUGAGGCAAGUACCUCAACUAGCCUCAUAGCGGGAGCUCCCCUAUUUGCACCACACAGUACACUUUAAUAUUAUCCCCACCUUUCAUUCUAACUCCAGUUAUUUCAUUUAUGUAGGUUAUGUUUGGCUAAGGUAUAUAACUAAAGGACUCUUAUUUAAAUAUGGAUUUAUUAAAAACAGGAAUUUAUCAAGACAACCUGUAAUUGUAUAGGCAAUUAAAUAGAAAUAAACAGAAAGUAAAACAUGAAAUAGGAAACUAGAGUAUAGUCUAACAACAAUACUGCACACAGUUCACUACUGAUCCAGGGAUUUAUCCGAUUGCCAUAUUGGAGUCAGGAGGGAAUUUUUUCCCCCCUCUGAAGCACACUGGACACAGCUUCAGAUGAGGUUUUUUUGCCUUCCUCUGGAUCAAGAUAAAUAGGAAUUUUACGAAGAUAAACAAGAAUUUUAUGAAUGAAAGGUUGAAUCGUGUGGCUAUUAAUAUUUUUUAACCUUACACAUUAAAGUACUACUAAUUACUAAUUUAUGCAGGAUAAGGUGGGAUGGAAUGCUUAAAAAUUACAGAAUGUAGGAACAAAAUCUAUAUAAUUAAGUUAAAAUAAAAUGUCAAAAACUACAUUGGUUAAAAGAACUCAUAGUUCCGUGUUAACUCAUUAGAACCCCCCUAUUAUAGAACCACCCUCGAAUUGGUAAUUUAAUUUUUUUAACAAAUUUGCCUUAAAUUAUAGGAAAUAAAUUAAGGGGCAGAUUUACUAAGGG